GGCCUCUGCGCCCGGGCCGCCUCCUCUGGGUAUAAACUGAACCGCGCGUUUCUGGAUUCCAACACGUCCCUAACCGGCUCAAGUACCUCUUCUUUGCCACUUGCUUUGGACGGCCUCACCUCGUCUCCGAAUGGACCCCAACUGCUCCUGCUCCACUGGCGGCUCCUGCAGCUGCGCUGGCUCCUGCACCUGCAAGGCCUGCAGAUGCCCCUCCUGCAAGAAGAGCUGCUGCUCCUGCUGCCCUGUGGGCUGUGCCAAGUGUGCCCAGGGCUGCAUCUGCAAAGGGGCCUCGGACAAGUGCAGCUGCUGUGCCUGAUGUCGGGGAGAGCCUGCUCCCAGGUAUCAAUGGAGGAACGUGGGCCAACCUGCAUUUUUGUACAACUCUGACUUGAUCACUACAUUCCCUUUCUUAGGAAAUAUGUGAAUGGUAAUAAAGAUUGUUGACACUA
Molecule: messenger RNA, 449 nt
Organism: Bubalus bubalis (water buffalo)
Lineage: Eukaryota; Metazoa; Chordata; Mammalia; Artiodactyla; Bovidae
Product: metallothionein-1C
Exons: 3
Coding region: 131-316 (61 amino acids)
Molecular function (GO): metal ion binding
Source: RefSeq, a predicted model, not a curated record